Cajanus cajan (pigeon pea) is the source of this 564-nucleotide messenger RNA. Lineage: Eukaryota; Viridiplantae; Streptophyta; Magnoliopsida; Fabales; Fabaceae. The record is from RefSeq and is a predicted model, not a curated record.
AUGGAGCAGGCCCUUGCAUCAGAGAUCCUAGUGAUGCUGAAAAGGGCAAACACACCCCCUAGAGCAGACAAAGCUAAAACAUGUCGAUUUCACCGAAACAGGGGGCACUCAACUGAAGAAUGCUCGACACUGAAAGACAAACUCGAGGACCUAAUCAAACAAGGUCACCUCAGGAGCUUUGUCACUCCCCAAGGCCACCAGUCAAGGGGGAGAGACUGUCACCCUCGGGAAACGUCACCGUCGAGAGACCGACGCCACCGAUCCCGAUCAGCGGAAAGGAGGGACCACCCACGGCAUUCCCGUGACGAAACCGACCGACCAAGGAAGGUAAUAAAUACCAUAGCCGGAGGUUUCACCGGGGGAGGCGCCACCUCUUCGGCACGAAAGAGACACCUCCGAGCUGUCCGAUCCAUCAACAGCGUCAAUCAACUAAAGACGCCUACGAUACCCCCAAUAACUUUUUCCGAUCGAGAUUUUCGUGGCGUUGACCCCGUGCAAGACGACCCUAUGGUCAUUUCGGUCGAAAUACACAACUGCAUUGUGAAGAAAACCUUGGUCGACUAG